Molecule: messenger RNA, 711 nt
Organism: Tricharina praecox
Lineage: Eukaryota; Fungi; Ascomycota; Pezizomycetes; Pezizales; Pyronemataceae
Exons: 6
Coding region: 1-711 (236 amino acids)
Biological process (GO): proteolysis
Molecular function (GO): cysteine-type peptidase activity; deNEDDylase activity
Source: RefSeq, a predicted model, not a curated record
AUGAGUGACUAUGAAAAUGAAGAAGAGUCAGACAUAUACCUUAACUACCACGGGGCUCAGCUUACCUGGGACGACUACGGGGUUUUACAGAAUCCUGACGAAUGGUUGAUGGACCAGGUCUGGCGCGCACGCAUCCAUGAUUCAUAUCUCAUCCACGAGGAAUUGGCGAAACAUCCAUCGUCUAGGGUGAUCUUCGUACCUCCGGCCAUCUCCGUUAUGAUCAACGAACAUUUCUCGCCCACCGAGAUUCCCUACAUCAACGAGGCCAGUCACAUAUUCCUACCCAUCAAUGACGGCAGCGGUGCACAUCAAGACGGCGGCAGCCACUGGUCACUGUUAGUCAUCAGCACCCAUGACCGCCGGGCCUUCCACUACGACUCUAGUGGAUCGAUGCUGGCGCAUCAUGCGAGGCGGUUGUGCAGAGUAAUCAGCGGCUGGUUCGGAUAUGACAUAACUUUUCGCGAUCUGCCGGAGACCCCGCAGCAAACGGAUGGCAGUGCUUGCGGAGUGUUUAUUUGUUGGGCCAUGAAACAUCUCCUCGUCAGGAGGCUGCUUGCGGUGGAGAGUGAUCAUGUCGUUGAUAUGAGUCUUGGGGCGAAGAAUGUGAAUCUGAAGGAGGUAAGAAUGGAAAUGCGAGAGUUGGUUUUCAACCUCAGGAGGAAUGCUUGUAGAAGCAUCCAAACUGAAAAGAGGCCUCCGACCAGAUCGUAA